AAAAUGUGUCAAAUAUACAAAAAACAAUACCACACUUCAAACCGAUAAAGGUCCAAAGCUUAGUACACAUUUAUUUGGGUUUAUGUUGAGUCCGUUCUACCCUCAUGUUCCCAUACUGCUCUGGAUUAUAUUAUGCCAUUGCCAUGCCAAAGAUCUUCUGCAGCUUUUCCGUCCAAAACCCGACCUACCCAACGAGCUAAACGACUUUCUGACUGACGUACAGCACCACAAAGACGAUUUCGCCUUCAUACGUCACGUGGCGAAAAACCAAAAAAAAUACCAAAACAGCUAUUUGGAAAAUCAACACCUGUUCGGGGAGGAAAUCGACGAUCAGCUGACCGUGAGUCCGGAACGUGGUGAAAAUGCCCGGGAAAAUGAUGCGGGUAAAGUGGAGCAGCUCUUACCGACCCCCUCGCCCCUAUUCGAAAGUUUCAGGCAGGAGCCUAACGGUUUAUUAGGCUCGAAAUAUGGAAAUUUGAAUUUGGAUUUGGAUGCUUUGACGCAGGAUAAGUCUUUGAAAUCGUUGUUUCCUCAGCCUAGAUACAGCAAAUACCUCCAUAGCCCGAUAAGGUUCCGCAGGGAACUUGAGGACAACUAUUUAAACCAAAGAGUAAGAACCAACUCUGAGGGCAAAUACGGAAACAUCCGAAGGGAAGAACCCAAAUUUCCUGAUAACAAAUAUCAUACUGGUUAUGUGGUUGACGAUCAUGAGGAAUAUGAUGAUUCUGAUGAUUUUGAUGGCAAAAAUAAACGGCAAGUGGAAAUAAACAUUAAGAGUGAUGGUAAACUGGUAAAGCACAUAGAGGAGAACGACGGCGGCCCAAAGUCAAUUAUCCUCAAUAUCAAGUCGAAUAACCAGAAUCCUUCUAGCAUGGUCCAACAGACUGUAGCUGUAGCGACAGCGGCACCUCAAAAACCAUCCUCAGUACAGCCGAAUAGCAACAAUGUGCAAAGCAACAGCAAAACCAUCCCGAAUAUUGCCGACAGCAAUAGCAACAAUCUGUUGAAUAAUAAGAACUUUGGGGUGCCGAUUAAUUCUAUACCCUCUAGCAACGUUUAUGCUAAAAAUGAUGAACCAAUUGUUCAAGAAGCGAUGAGAAAUAAUGGCAAAAAAUUAAGCUUACCAGAAGUGGGGCGUGUUGCUACAUUUAACGAUAAACCGUUCAACCCCUUGAGUCGAACCGAUUUAGGGAAUGACGAGAUUAAGUAUUCGGCCGGGGGUGAUAGUCAUAAUAUGGCCAAGAGUAUCGAUAUGGCUCAGAGUAAUAUGAAUAGUAACUUGGAGGGUGGGUUGGCGAGGAAGGAGCUGCCAAGCAUGGACUUAACCUUAAACGCCAACAAAGAAGACGAUUUCGACAAAAUCCAAGGAUUGGUCAUCGAUAACACCAACUCGAACGAUAAAACCAUAAAAGAAACCCUUAAAAGGCGACAAUUAACCCCUUACGACAACAUUGCCGAGGGAUUCGAUCAAUCAGCCAUUGAAAAACAACCCUUAAACCAAGAAAGCAUCGACCUCAAUUACCCCGGAGAGUUUGGACAGCAACAGCAGGUAUUCCUCAACCCCAGCCAACCCUACGAGUUAAUAGAACAUAGCACCAGGCAUAUCCUGAUUAUCCCGGUGAAUACCACCCAAUGUCGCGAUAAUAGUGAGGAGGGUAAGAAGGAGGAGGAAAUUGAGCAGCAGAGGGAAGCAGAAGCGAUUGGGGAGGCCAUCGCCCAAGAGAUCCAAGAGACGACCACUUGUGAAUGCGACUCUACUACUACUACCACCGAAGAGGUGCAAGAGAUCGAAGUGGUCCAGUCGGAUAAAGAGAAAGCGGGAUACAAUGAACAACUGAAAAGAGACGUGGAGAAAAGGUCAAAGAUCAAAGGUCGUGUGAAGAUCAUCAAGAAGAAGGGCAGAAGUCAACUGGAUGCAGAGGAACUUGAUGAGAUGUAUGAAGAGGAGGGGCCUGAAGGGCUUUUAACAAGAGAAAAGAGAGCGAGAAAGAAGCACUUGAAAAGAAAGAAGGGCAAGAGGAAGAGGAAGAAGAAGAAAAAGAAGAAGAAGGGAAAAAGGAUGGCGGCAGAUGAUGGCCAGGACUUGGAGGAGGAAAAUCGUUUUAAAAGGGCAAAACCGAAACAUAAGAAAAUUAUAAUCGUUAAGAAGCAUAAAGGGAGGCCCAGAUUGCGUCCAUAUAAGAAGGGUUUUAAUGGGCUUGAGGAAGAUGACGAUGACGAUCAAAACGAGGACGAACCGGCAGCGGCCGAAACAAACGAAGAAAACAGACCGAAAAGAGGAAACAAAAAAAGCAAGAAAAUCAUAAUUAUUAAAAAAAAAGGAAAACUGAAAAACCUUCAAAAAAGCCACAAUAACGACAUCCAAGACAUCUCUGAAGAGGCAUCAAAGGAAAGCAUGGAAAGUGACGAAUAUUUAGACCUUGAAGACGCAGAUGGAGACUCUGAAAGAGCGAGAAGGGCCGUAAAGAAAAGAAGAAGAAAAAAGAAAAAAAAUAAAAGAAAGAAGAAUAAAAAGGGGCAUAAGAGAGAGGACCUCAGUGAUCAAAUUAUAGAUUUAGGUGAAGCUAAUCUCAAAAAACAGCCAAAUCCAAGACGUCCAACUCGCGACGUAAACGACCAAGACGAUCCCUCAUUGGUGAAUUUUUACGAUCUUAACGAGUCCUACGAGAUUCCGGGGGAAAACGAUUUUAUUCCCGCCUUUAAAGGACGCCAAUUGAAGUCUAUCGAGGCCGAAUACGAUCCUGCGAUCAUUCAGGACGUGGGAAACCACGAGGACAAAGAAAUCGAGAAGUUCAAGAAGGAACAUCACUUGGAUGGAGCACAAGCGGUUAUGGAGGUAGGUCAGGGGAUGCAGGGUAUUCCUAAUUACAGGAAAAAGUUCCAAGAUUACUCCGAGGAGGAGGACUCUUCAGUGCCAAAGCUAAAAAAAAAAUUCCCUAUAAAAAAGACCAAUAACCGGUUGGCCUUCAACCCUGGAGCAACAACUGAAGACAAUGACGACGACUACAACUACUCAGACCUCAGUGACAUGGAAGAUGAAAAGGAUGAAGACGUGUCUUACUAUGAAGAAGACAAUGAUAAGCUGGAUGUGGAGGAGGCUUCCCAGGAUACCACAGAUCAUGAAAACGACAAAUUAAUAAAUCUGGAUCGAGUGGAUGACGAUCUAAAAAACCGCCUGUCAACCAUUGCGGAAAACAAUAUGAUUUAUAAUAUUGUAGAACUUCCAGAGAGCAUUUUAUUGGACGCUAAGAAUCUGCUGUCAGGUGCUCACGCCCAUGGCCAAUCCAGGAACAAAGGACACAAGGUGAAGAAAAAAAAGAGAAAACAAGUGAGGAGCGUCAGGGGGCACGGUGCUAAAAAAAAAAGGAAAAAACAUAAGGAGAAAAAGAGACGGCGCACCAAGCAUAAUAAGGGGAAGCAGCAUUUUAGGGUGAAUAAUCCAAAUCACAAGCGAGAAUUGAGUGGUAACGGGGGUGAAAGUGAACGGGGUUUUCAAGGGAAGCCUUUAACGGAGGAGGAGAAGCAGGAAAUAUUUUUGAAGUAUAAUCCGGAAUUUCAGCGAUGGCCCAGAUUCAUCGGUGACCAGCGUCGAUCUGAAAGGAACCUGGACAACCCGAACCCAUUCCCCAUAUCCAACGAGUACCUACUCAAUCCAAAACUAGACUUCGUGAAGCGUCAAGAACCCUCUGAAGAACCAACACCUGAAGCAGAAGAAACCUCGGAAACCAGUUCCACUGAGGCUCCCACAUCCGAAUCUGUUCAGGGAGAAUCAGUUGAAGCUUCUAGUAGUGAAGCGAGCUCCGAAGCUGCUAAUGAGGCAGAAGAACCCUUGACAACCAAAGUUGAAACAGCUUCAAAUGAGGCCCCAAUAAGUAGCGUAUCGCAAGACGUAAACCAGGCUGCCCAAGAAGUACUUGAAACGAUCAAUUCGGAUGUCUUGGAGAGUACUGGGGUUGCUUUUGUUGGUGGUGUUGGAGAAGCAGCUGGUGCAGCGGCAUCCGCCAACUCAUCUACUGAAUCUUCUACCAAGUUUGUUUUCACUACUAUAGCCGAAGACUUGACAGAAGAUACUAAUUGCGACAUGUCUCAUACUAUAUCGAUAUGUCCGGAAGAGACGGGCAGUCAUGUGCCGAUUACUGUCACUAGUGUUUUGCCCUUGAUCCAAGAGAGCGCCACUGGGAUGAAGGUGAACAUAACAAAAGAUGAAUUUUUGGAUCUGAACGAGAUUGUCGGUGGAGAGCUGCCCAGGUACGUUGUGAGGGAUUCCUUGUCCAGUGCCAGAGGGAGUGUGAGGCACGGCCUAAAGACUUCCAAAUAUAAUAUGAAUUUGCAAUUGGCAAACUUCAAUAGUAGCGCCGAAACCGGGAUGAUACUGAACGAAAUGACCAAUUUGAUGUUGAAGUUGAAGUAUCACACCACUUGUCAAAGUUUACCGGCCAAUUUGCUCAGAUAUGUGAAAAUUAUUACGCAGAACGAGAUGGACGAUCCUAUGUGGAAAAUUAAGGAGAUGAAUGAUAUAGACUUUGACGAACACCAGAGCAAUUACGUGUUCCGCACCGGUCAAACCGAGAACAUCCAGGACAAAGUGGACGUGCUCAAGGAGCUCCUAAACAGGUUCAAUAACCUGCCGGCAGAUUGUAAGGAACGAGCCGAACCUGUGAAGGAGUACAUCAUGUCCCACCUGAACAUGGCCAACCAGAUUUCCGGUGUAAAAGUGGAAGUUACCACCAAGGCAAGUGGUAACAAAACCGGAGGUUCUGCGCCUUCGGGACAACCUAGUGGAGGAACCUCUUCUUCUUCUUCUUCUUCUUCUACUAGUGCUGGUGGCGGUGUUACUUCUGGAGGGAGUAGCGAGAGCCCUAAAGUAAAAAAAGAAAUAAACCAAAGAGACUUGGAAAUCGACCAUCGGGAUACUCGGGUGCUCGAUGAUCGGAUGAUGGAAGAAGGUCUUCAGAAUCAGAACGCGGACGCCAAUGAGGUGAUUGAAGAUCACGAUAAAAAAAGUAAAAGAGACUUAAAUAAUAUUCAUGGUAUCAGUACGUCUACCUCACCUCAAUAUGGGAGGCUUGCUGAGGCAGUGAGGAGUGUCAAAAAUAAGAGGGCCAUACUAAAGCGGAUCAGUCAAAUAUAUGGGAGAGUAAAAGGUGAGGUGAAAAGGAAAACUAACGAAAAAGGUUUCGAGCAACCGAGAGUGAUCGAUUUUUAAUUUUAAUUUUAUAUAUAUAUUUUUUUAUUCUGAUAAUUAUUGUAAAAAUAAAAAGUAUUUUAUGAGAGUUUA
Molecule: messenger RNA, 5278 nt
Organism: Anthonomus grandis grandis
Lineage: Eukaryota; Metazoa; Arthropoda; Insecta; Coleoptera; Curculionidae
Exons: 27
Coding region: 83-5206 (1707 amino acids)
Source: RefSeq, a predicted model, not a curated record